Anisakis simplex (herring worm) is the source of this 247-nucleotide messenger RNA. Lineage: Eukaryota; Metazoa; Nematoda; Chromadorea; Rhabditida; Anisakidae. The record is from the annotation of a GenBank genome assembly.
GGAACCGUUCCGAAACAGCCAUCUCAACCUACAGUACCAAAAGCAACAACGGCGAUUAAAAAUGCUCCGAUUACAACGGUUCCCGGAAGGCCAGCAGUUCAAACAAUCCCUCCAAAAGCAAUCACUCCACCCACUCCAAAAGCAGCCACUCCACCCGCUCCGAAAGGUAAAUUUAAAGAGAUGCCAGAAAUGCGAUUUGAAGGACCGUAAAAGAAUUCGAAAACUAUUGCAGCAACAACUACCGUAG